AUGGAUUAUGGGAUGCGUUAUUACGGGCUGGUGAAGAAAUUUGUGGAGGUUAUUCUUAUUUUUAUGGGAUGUAAUUUGGUAUCGGUAUCAGCUGCGAGUUUGACUCCCGGAACAAAGUUCCCUAACCCUUCAAUCACCACGGUGCGACUGGAAACCUUUACCAGGUAUCAAACAAGAGGCGUACUUGCACGGGAUCAUCAGUGUGUUAUCCUGCCAUCAACAGAUGAGAAGAGCCUUUAUUCCUGGCACGGCAAGCCGGCGGCCGACGUCCCUGUACACUCCAGACGAGGUUAUUUUAAUUAUGAGCCGCAAGAAAACGGGGAUUACGCUAUGAAUUUGAUGAUUGUAACAUCGCAACGGAGUGCUCACUUCUCAGACAUCACCUAUGAUACCUAUGAAUACAUGUCGAUAUGCGACAGACAACAUCCGUUACCGCACGUCAUACUCGUAAACAUGAGCAUUAUUACCACGGUUGGCGUUCAUGUACAAAAAUCUCGAUUGCCCAAGGUUAUGGAUACGUCGGCCUGA
Messenger RNA from Paramacrobiotus metropolitanus, 528 nucleotides. RefSeq lists its product as uncharacterized. NCBI's taxonomy places the organism in Eukaryota, Metazoa, Tardigrada, Eutardigrada, Parachela, Macrobiotidae. The transcript has 4 exons. The record is from RefSeq and is a predicted model, not a curated record. Bases 1 to 528 code for a protein of 175 amino acids.